UCUCCCACCACCGUCGUCUUCUCCAUGUUGUCAACUGCAUGCUGGGAUUGUGUUAGCACGUGUGCACGAGACCGGAUAUUUCACGUAUUGUCAGGUGCUUGCGUGAGAGAGUCAAGUUUACGGUAUAUAUAUACGUUAACUAUCUACCUGUGUAAGGCCUAUGUGCUAUGUUAUACGCGUAAGCACUUGUCACACAUAUACAACCACAUGGAGAACUCAGAAGGAAGCCAAGCAGGGCCUUCUAAGAAGGCGUUGAAGAAGGCCCAGAAGGAGGCAGAGAAAGCCGCCAAGAAGGCCGAGCAUAAACAACAGAAGCAGCAACAACAACCACAGCAGGAUGAGGAAGAAGGAGAGGACGUUUCUAAAGGCCAGUACGGGGUGAUGGAGAUGAUCCAAUCAAAGAGCAAGCCUGAUCGACGAAUCGUCGACCUUAAAGAGCUGACCCCUGACCUCGGCGACCAGAAAGUGUGGGUCAGGGCACGACUACAGACUAGUAGGAGUAAAGGUAAACAGUGCUUCUUUGUGCUGAGACAGAGCAAGUGGACAGUCCAGGCACUAGUCUAUGUCGGGGACAAGGUCAGCAAGCAGAUGGUUAAGUUCACUGCAGGAGUAACAAAGGAGUCUAUCGUAGAUGUGGAGGCAUACGUACGGACCGUCUCUCAGAAAGUCACUUCCUGUUCCCAACAGGAAGUAGAAUUACACUGUGAACAGGUGUGGGUGGUUAGCUCAGCUUUACCACGACUCCCCCUACUCGUAGAGGACGCUUCACGACAAGACAACCCAGAUGAUGAAUUAGCUACAGUUAAACAAGACACCCGUCUGGAUAACCGCAUAAUCGACCUACGCACCACAACUAAUCAGGCCAUCUUUAGGGUUGAGGCUGGGAUCUGUAAAUUUUUCAGGGACUCGCUGACAAAGCAGGGCUUCGUGGAGAUACACACCCCUAAAAUCAUAUCAGCUGCAUCAGAAGGUGGCGCCAACGUCUUCACCGUCUCGUACUUUAAGAGCAACGCCUACUUGGCACAGUCUCCGCAGCUCUACAAACAGAUGGCACUGUGUGCUGACUUUGACAGGGUCUUCACAGUAGGGGCAGUUUUCCGAGCCGAGGAUUCCAAUACCCAUCGUCACCUGACAGAGUUUGUAGGUCUGGAUAUGGAGAUGACCUUCAAAUACCACUACCAUGAAGUCCUCGACGUCAUAGGAAGUGUGUUUGUCUCCAUCUUCAAAGGUCUUCGUGACAAUUUUCAGGAAGAAAUAGCAACAAUUAACAAACAGUUUCCAUCAGAGCCGUUUAAAUUUCUUGAACCAAGUUUACGCCUGGAGUAUGUGGAGGCGGUCCAGAUGCUGAGAGACAAUGGUGUAGAGAUGGACGAUGAGGAUGAUCUCAGUACUCCCAAUGAAAAAUUCCUGGGGCGACUUGUCAAAGCCAAGUAUGACACUGAUUUCUACAUCCUGGACAAGUUCCCACUGGCUGUACGACCGUUUUACACGAUGCCAGACCCUCACAGCAAGAAAUGGUCCAAUUCCUACGACAUGUUUAUGCGAGGAGAGGAGAUCCUGUCUGGGGCCCAGCGGGUACAUGAUCCUAAUUUCCUGAUUGAGAGGGCAACACAUCACGGAAUUGAUCUAGAGAAAAUAAGGGCAUACAUUGAUUCCUUCAAAUAUGGAGCACCCCCUCACGCUGGAGGAGGUAUAGGUAUGGAGAGGGUAUGUAUGCUGUACCUCGGUCUUGACAACAUCAGGAAGACGUCCAUGUUCCCUCGUGACCCCAAGAGGCUCACUCCAUAAGCAAUAUAUACUGAACCAAUCAACACCUGCUGGUGCUUCUUAUGCUCUCAACCAAUCAGCAACAUUUACAAUGACUAUUGUCGACCAAUCAGCAGCUGUUUUGCUUGUAAUGUCCUCGAUCAGCUGUUGUUGCCGUUAACGUUUUAGUUAACUAGAUUUAUUUACUACAAAAGUGCUAAUAUAGAGACCUCACUGAUAUAUAAUUGUUUUUUAAAAAAGUGAAAGAGAGGUUGUUAUUAUGACAGGGAAUUCAGUAUUUAAAACAUAUUUCUAGUUUCCGUCAGCUAAAUAGAAUUUAGAUCAGUGAACUAAAUUCUAAAACAGUAUUAGAAUUUAGAAUCAUUUCAUGUUUCAUAAUGUCGCAGAACGUUUUUAAAUGACAACCUAUAAUACAUAAAAAAAACGUUACGGACCAGUGUGAUAAUUACUCAAUACAAAUUAAGAUAUAUAGUAGACUUUUACUGUGAAGAGCAAGAAAUAUCACUUUAAUAAUCAAAAUCUGCCUGAAGGCUGGCAUCAUAUUAUUGUUGGUGUUAGGGUAUAAAUAAGAGAAUAUUUGGUAUCAGUUUUGUGUACGUUUGUGUACAUCUGUGUGACUGUUAAGCAUGUUAAGGAGUUCUGUCGUGUUCACUGUCGUCUCUGCCUGAUGAGUGUUUAUAUAUUACAUUACAAAAUGUGUUUCGUCAACAGUCCUUUCACGAACCUGUGUGAAAUUAAUAUACAUGUGAUACAUAUUUGUGUUCAUAUCUGUAUACCCGUUUUAUCUCCGUUGCCUUUUGAGGAAAGAAGACACUUCCUUCAUUGCUUAUAAACAAACAGGUUCUGCUUUUGCUCAGCUCUAAUGUUGGGAUAAGUAACUUCUAAAGACAAACAACUAUAAUUAUAUAUUAAAUAGAUAUAUUAAUGGUAAAAAGUGCAAUGAAUUAUGUGAAAAUUUCAUUAUUCAAAACGGUAAAAUUUUCAGGCCAGGAACAUUAUGAUGCGAGGACAUUGUAGCUUCCCAAUGAUAUAAGAGCAGAUAAGUAAAGUUUAAUUUUUAAUAUAUAAUAUAUAAUCUAAUGUAGAUAGCACAACCCACAAGGGACAUAACUCCGUAAUUCUUGUUCCUAACAAACCUUAUUUUGUUGUAGCAUUUGAUGCCUUGGAGAAUCUCUCAUACAAAUAAACUAGAAUAGAAUGUGUUUCGAGCAAGAAUUACAUUCUUCAUUUUCAGUAAAAAUAUUCUUAUUUUUAAUUUAUGAAAUAUCAAAAAAAGUGGUCAUUGUUGAAGCAAAAAUAAACAUCCCUAACUAAAUUCCAUAUCAUGUUCAGUUUUGAAAAAUGUGUAAUUAUAACCAUAUUAAUGUAAAUUUUAUCCAAUCUAUCUCGUCAUGCAAAGGAGAUUCCCAUAUUUACCUACUUCCCUAAUCAACAUGACCAAACAAAUAUGUUUGAAAGAAAAUGACGACAGAUUCUUACUCAGUAAUUUGUACAUUUUCAAGCAAUCUACACCUGUACAAGAAACAUAGUCAUUGUGUGAAAUAAAGCUUGUAGGCUGGGUUAUUUUUAGGCAGAUAUUCUUCUUGUCAUACUGGACAAUGGACCAUCUUAUAAAGGCAGAGAAAGUAGGAAUGGAAAUCUGGGGGCAAAGACUGUUUGAAAUUUGGUUUUCUGAUACCUUUUGAGACCAGCAGUGACCACUUUUAAAUUCAAUUUUAUGUUCUAGUUAAUAAUUAGAUUGAAUUUUUUUUUCAUAUAAGUGUAAUAACUGGUAGGCACAUCACAUAGAAAAUACAUUUUUUGUUCAAAUUCUCACUCUUAGAAUUAUUUAUGUGUUUUAAUGUAAAUUUAUUCUUCAAUAUAAUUUCCCCCAAAGACAACCACAGCAUGCCAGGAUGUAGAAUGGCUUCAACAUAUUUAUUUACGAGUUCCUGUACAUUGACCCUGCAUUACAGAAUAAUUACAGUGUUAAAUAUCCAAUGUCUUCUAUGCAAGGGUAAAUGUUACUCCAACAAUGUUAGAGGUUUUACACCGCAAGAUACUUUUGACAGGCGCCGUGUAACAGUCGGCAAAAUCAUAUCCGAUAGAAAAAGGGCCGACCAGCAGCCUCUUAUGUUAUAGGAGUAGAGUAAAUGUCAAUAGUUAAAAUGUUCUAAAAAUAUUAAUUUUUUUAUAAAAUUUAACAAAAGGGAAUUCCAGGGUCAAACUCUGAAGUCUUCCUCCAACAAGUACAAUGUAUACCGGCAUUCAGACAACUGUACUCUGAGAGAUCAAUGCGGCGAAGCAGGAAGAUUUAAUACUCGACAUUGAGAACACUGUUACUGGAAUAUUUGUCUCCCAAAGAUUACCUCUUUUUAAUGUUUUAUAAAAUGAAACCAUGAAGGGAAAAUUAUAUACUAUUGCGAUAUUUUAUAUAAAGUAUUAUAAGAUUA
Pecten maximus is the source of this 4199-nucleotide messenger RNA. Its product is annotated as aspartate--tRNA ligase, cytoplasmic-like. The coding region runs from base 25 to 1788 and encodes 587 amino acids. Gene Ontology annotation, biological process: aspartyl-tRNA aminoacylation. Gene Ontology annotation, molecular function: aspartate-tRNA ligase activity; ATP binding; RNA binding. Gene Ontology annotation, cellular component: cytoplasm; aminoacyl-tRNA synthetase multienzyme complex; cytosol. The transcript is spliced from 15 exons. The record is from RefSeq and is a predicted model, not a curated record. NCBI's taxonomy places the organism in Eukaryota, Metazoa, Mollusca, Bivalvia, Pectinida, Pectinidae.